Messenger RNA from Pseudomassariella vexata, 177 nucleotides. RefSeq lists its product as uncharacterized. The transcript has a single exon. The annotation marks the transcript as partial. The record is from RefSeq and is a predicted model, not a curated record. Lineage: Eukaryota; Fungi; Ascomycota; Sordariomycetes; Amphisphaeriales; Pseudomassariaceae.
GAUAAUCGCCUCUCUUACAAGGAGAGAACAUUUACGUACAGUCUACCGGCAGUAGUAAACAAUCAUUUUGAGCGCACGCACUUCUCUGGAAUUAAGGAGCUUGAGCAGGAUAGGUUCAUCUUCUGGGAACACCUCAAGUGUAUAGGAGACGACAUCAAGAUACUUGGAAUAAAUUAG